This is a messenger RNA of Raphanus sativus (radish), 675 nucleotides long. RefSeq names its product NADH dehydrogenase [ubiquinone] 1 alpha subcomplex subunit 6. NCBI's taxonomy places the organism in Eukaryota, Viridiplantae, Streptophyta, Magnoliopsida, Brassicales, Brassicaceae. The coding region runs from base 79 to 480 and encodes 133 amino acids. The record is from RefSeq and is a predicted model, not a curated record. The transcript is spliced from 2 exons. Gene Ontology annotation, biological process: response to oxidative stress.
CAGGAAGAGAAGAAGGAAAGACUCUCUCUCUCUCUCUCUCUCUCUCUCUCUCUAGCGAUUAAAGCAAGCGUAGAUCAGAUGGCAGCACCUUUCACGUUGAGGAAGAUCGGAGUUCCGCCGAACUCAGCUAACCUCACGGAGGCUCGCCGCCGUGUUUUCGAUUACUUCAGAGCUGCAUGUAGAUCCAUCCCAACCAUCAUGGACAUUUACAAUCUGCAAGACGUCGUCGCGCCUUCUCAGCUACGUUUCGCAAUCUCUGCUCAGAUUCGUAAAAACGCUCACGUCACCGAUCCUAAGGUGAUUGAUCUUCUUCUAUUCAAGGGAAUGGAAGAGCUGACUGACAUAGUGGAUCACGCAAAGCAGCGUCACCACAUUAUUGGUCAAUACGUUGUGGGUGAAGGGCUCGUUCAGAAUACUGGAAGCAAGGAUCAAGGGAAGUCUGAUUUUCUCAAGAACUUCUACACCAGCAACUACUUUUGAGCUGGUGACUGUUUUCUCUACUGGCUUUGUCAUGCUACCAAGUUCCGUAUAAGUCUUUUCCAGUAUUGAAUUUUCGACUUAGGAAGAAGUCUUCUUCCUGAGAAUAAUUUGUAUGAAUUUCGCCAAACCUCUCUUUAAGUUGUAGCUGUGACAGUGUUUGCUGUACAAUUAUUGCUAUGAUUUCAAGAUACAUAA